UGUCUUUCACAAUACAGCAGCUGCCGGGUUUCGUUUAUCAAGAAUAGCACGAAUUAACUGUUUUGUGUUGUUUUUUUCCCUCCUAAACGCCAUCAAGUUGUGAUGUAGUUGGUUUAAGACUGCUAGUAUGCUGUAAUUUCUUGUAUUGAAUGCGUGCUGUAUGUGUGUUUGCAGUUGAGGAUUAAAGCAGCUAGCAUUUUAGGUUUGAUUUGCUAGUUCACUUCAUAGUAAAGGACGCGCGCGAAGUGUGUGUAUUCUCUCUCUCUCUCUCUCUCUCUCUCUCUCUAUCUUUGUUUGUUUCUUUUAUUUUUUUUACGUCCUGCAUUCUCGAUAGGUAAAGCUGUGCUGCAAACAUAUCCAUAUAACACACAUCACAAUCUAUUUUGUUGCUGUCUUGCUCCCAGUGUGGACUCUUACCCAAAGCCAGUAGGCAGUGAGCUUCUGUGUCCUCCACCCCUGCGCUAUGAGCAGAGGUAGAGGAGGGCACUCUAAAGAGUACCAGCGAUUCACCCCCUCAUCCCAUGAGAGAAAAUCCAAUCAAGGAGUUUACUCCCAAACUUACCCAGCCUACCCCAGAUCCCCUCAAGUCCCAGACCCCUUGAGGAGGUUUACAGAUCCCCCUCCUUACUCACCCACCAGUCCUCCUAGGGCUUCUUCAAGCCGUUCUUCGUGGCCUUUUACGUCUCAGUUCCCUGGACCCUCGCCGAUUCAAGCUCAAAGGUCAUCAUCACAUAGAGGGUUUUUUGGUGACGAAACAGAAGACUUUCGCCAACAGCAGAUCUUGUUCCUAAGGGGGCAGAGUGCUGAGGCACCCAGGUUUGUACCACGCCAGUCCGAGCAUCUCAGCAGUCCUCCCCAGCGUCAAACAGAAUACUUUAGUUUCCAAAAGCCCAGCAGCUACGCAAGAAGAGGGGGUUAUUUUCGAAGCAGAUCAAGCUGGGAGGAAGGGUCUAACACCAGAUACCAUUCAGGACCCAAGUCUGGCUGGGAGCAACAUCACUUAAGAAGCCCGAAUAAUCAGUAUCAGCGUGACAACUGGGUGAACUGUGACACCUCUGGACUGUCUUCAGCCUUUCGUUCCCUGUCACUAGAGAACUUCAGUAGUGGCUCCUCCUCUGAAAGUUCUGGGACGAAGGCUUCCUGUUUCCUUUCUUCAGGUAUACAUGUGUAUCUGACAUCAGAAAUCCAAGAGCAAGUCCUCAAUUCUUUGGCCUCGUUAGAUACAGGUGAAACUGUCCAGGCCAAGGCCUUGGCUAAAAGGUUUAGAUUGCCUAAGAAGAUUGUUAAUCAGGCGCUCUACAGUUUAUACAACCUAAACCGAGUAGUGAAGGUAGAAGGGCCCCCUCCUCUCUGGAGACUGUGGAAGGAAGGGGACGCUGAGUCCACCAACGAGAGAACCCAAUUUAGAGCGAAACCUGACAAGUUUGCUCAGGAUACAUUUACGGAGCAAAACCAGGUGAUUAUAGAGGACGUAAAUCUAGGCAGCAUCUUGACCAGUGCAACAUCAACCACUACAGAGGCGAGCAGUGAUUCCGGUGAGGAAUCUGAAGACUCUGAAAAAGAAAGUACCUCUGAAGGUCUGUACUCUGACCAGGCGGUAGAUACAUUUUUAGCCACUGAAGCGGAAUCAGGUCUUUCCACCACAAUGGAUGGAAACCACAACAAGGAGCAGAUCUUUCAGUACCUCUAUGAUGCUAACCAAGCCAGUGCAAUAAUGAUUGCCAAAAAUCUGGGUUUGCGAUAUGCCAAGCAGGUUAAUCCUACACUGUAUGCCAUGGAAAAGCAAGGUGACAUUUGUUGUAUCUCGGGCAGUAAAGCACCCACUUGGAAGCUGACUGCUCACCGCUAUGAGAAGAUGGAAAGACACAGGAAAGCCGCUGUUGCUGCCUCUAUGAUACCUGAUGCAUCGGGCCCAGUAAAAGCUGCACAAACAACCCCAAACAUGUUGUGUGGAUCUGCGAUGUUGGAGGAAAUGGUGAACUGGGAGAACCUUUCAGCAGGUCAGAAAUGUGACAGCAAGGACGGCAUGUUCGGGAAUGGAAUGCUUGACAAACAGUCACAUUCUGAAAUUGACUCUGUUUUUCCUCUUAAAAAAAUGCUUUUUGAUGAAAAUGACAUUUUGCCAUCUGUUCAUAUCUCAUCUCGUGAUGCCUCGUACUACCAGACAGAAGAAGAGAACGGGGGACAUUCGGAGUGGUCUUCAGACGACAUACCGGAAUUCCUGAACACAAUCCGAUCUGAGGUGGCCGUGUCUCUGGCGGCACCUCUGUCCACAGCCCAGAAUUCAGAGACCAGCAGGUUGCAAAAGCUUAGACUGGCACUCAACAAGAACCCAGUCAGUGGCCUCAUGGAGUACGCGCAGUACCUUGGAUACAACUGUGAAUUCCUCCUGCUUGAACAGUCAGGACCCUCACAUAACCCCAGGUUUCGAAUGCAAGUAAUGCUUGAUGGACGUAGGUUCCCACCAGCUGAAGGUUCGAACAAAAAAGUGGCAAAGAAGGUCGCAGCUGCAGAGACCCUUCGGGCUCUCUACAGGGAACUGGAGGGAAGUGCUAGUGUGGAGGAUGAACCAGAGCAGCCUGCACUGCCAUUAGCAGAGUUGAAUGAUUCGGUUGAGGAUUCUUUUAUGGAGAGUUCGGAGGAGCCACCGAAGGCCUUGUCCCGCUCCCUCCCAGGUGGCAAGAACCCUGUUUCUGUUCUAAUGGAGCACAGCCAACGUAGCGGCUACCCCAUUGAAUUUAUUAAUACUGGGCAGGAGGGUCCGGCACAUGACCCACGUUUCAUGUUCCAAGUGAAAGUCGGAGACAGACUUUACCCGGAGGCGCACGCACCUAGUAAGAAGGCAGCACGGCAACUGGCAGCAGAGGAAGCUGUGAAGGUUCUCCUGGCAGAAGGACAACUGCAGCUCAGCAAGCCGCAGCACACGUUUUGUCCACUCGGCGAGGGUGAUCUGUCCGAGGCAGUGCCCCCGUGCCCAUCGUUGCCCCCGCUGACAGCAGCUGAGCUCCAGGCAGCACACGAGGCCGGGGUUGGCGACCUGAUCAACCAUCUAAACAACAACGCUGUCUCUGGUCUGCUGGAAUACGCACGCUCGCGAGGCUUUGCUGCUGAGAUCCGUCUUGUGGGCCAGUCAGGACCAGCACACGAGCCACGCUUCACCUAUCAGGCAAAGCUGGGAGGUCGCUGGUUUCCAGCAGUUUGUGCCAGCAAUAAAAAGCAGGGCAAGCAGGAGGCCGCUGACGCAGCGCUCCGAGUGUUGAUUGGAGAGGCGGAAAAGGCGGCACGCACCGGAGAGCUUACGGCAGAGCUGCCGGUGUCAGGUAGCACACUGCACGACCAGUUCGCCAUGCUAAGUCAUCAGCGUUUCAAUGCGCUCACCUCUCGUAUUCAGCACAGCCUGUUGGGUAGGAAAAUCCUUGCCACCAUCAUCAUGAAGAGAGGUGCUGACAGCCUGGGCACAGUUGUCAGCCUUGGGACGGGGAAUCGCUGCGUUAAAGGAGAGGAGUUGAGUCUUAAGGGUGAUACCGUUAACGACUGCCAUGCUGAAAUUAUUUCCAGAAGAGGCUUCAUCCGGUUUUUGUACAGCGAGUUAAUGAAGUGUUGGGAUAGUCCCGAUGAAGACAACAUUUUCACGGCCGCAGAGGAUGGUUUGCUCAAACUAAAAGAUGACAUCACGUUCCAUUUGUACAUCAGCACUGCUCCUUGUGGCGAUGGUGCACUGUUCGAUAAAUCGUGCAGCGAUAUAGCGGAGGUCACAGGCUCAGGUCACAUGCCCCUGUUUGAGAAUGUUAAACAGGGCAAGCUCAGGACCAAAGUGGAAAAUGGAGAGGGUACCAUCCCGGUGGAGUCGAGUGCUAUCGUUCCCACUUGGGAUGGAAUCCAGCAUGGUGAGCGCCUCAGAACCAUGAGCUGCAGUGACAAAAUCCUGCGUUGGAACGUGCUGGGCCUGCAGGGGGCGCUGCUCAGCCACUUUAUACACCCUGUCUACCUUCAGUCUAUCACCUUGGGGUAUCUGUACAACCACGGUCAUUUGACUCGAGCAGUGUGCUGCCGAUUGGCCAGGGAUGGCAGCGAGUUAACUAAAAACUUACCUCCUCACUUCACACUUUGCCACCCUGAGGUUGGCAGAGUGAGUGUGUAUGACUCAACACGUCAAACAGGAAAGACCAAAGAAUCCAGUGUGAACUGGAGCCUACCAGACCAGCUCAAAGUAGAAGUACUGGAUGGCACCAAGGGCAAAGUGGACAGUCCAAAGAUGGAGGUGUCCCGAGUCUCCAAGUCCAACAUGUUCCGUCUUUUCCGGGACGUGUGCAGACGGGCCGGCCGGAGCGACCUGCUAACACUGACAUCAUACUCCCAUGCCAAGAUGGCCGCCACUCCUUUCCAGCGCGCCAAAGAGCAGUUCUUUAAGGCUCUGGGUCAGCUGGGUUAUGGAACCUGGAUCGGCAGACCGCAGGAGGAGAAGAGCUUUGAAGCGGAGCAAACUGAGGCUCAGAACUUACUUUUAGCUCCAUAAGGACGAAAGGAAGGAGAGUGUGAGAAAGGAAGUGAAGAGUGCAGGGAAAUCACAGCCGGUCAUGCUUUUAGGCGGUUGAAAGAUGACUGAUGAGGGUGAAUAAAUAAGAGAGAGAGAGACAAUUUUGGAUGAAGGAACGAGUAAGGGCUGAUGAUCUGGUAUGAAACGAUCCACUUCAGGCUGGGAUGGAAAGGGAAAGAAAACUGAGCCAGAAGAAAGCCAGCUCAUGUAUAGCGUUCUGUGGAAUCCUCUUUAAACCCUGUUAUGCACCAAGACCUAUCUGAAGCUCUGCUCUCUCUUUGUCUCUCUUUCUUGUGCUCUCUCUAUUUCAUGGGUGGGGGGGUGUAUAUGAAGUGAUUGAAUUAGAGGCCGUUAUACAAUCUUUUUAUUUAUGAUCAACUUCGCCUGCUGAUAAAAGCUGCAGUAAUUGUGUACCAUUAUAGAUAUUAUAUUACAAACCAAGACAAAAGAAUGCUGUUAGUGCCACAUCUCCCCUCACAGCAAUUAAUGGGCUUCCUCACAGUUCUCUCUCUCUCUCUCGCACCCUCUCACCUACAGAAGACUUGUUUCUGGCUGAAACUACAGACCAAGGAGCUUCAUUAUUUUCUUUUAGAAAACCCCAUGUCUUCUGUGCAUUUCAUUCACAUUCCUUGGAGAACUGAAAGUGACUUGACUAGGUCACUAGUCAGUUUGACCUGAUAUGUCCAGCGUACAUACACACAUUAUAUAUAUAUAUAUAUAUAUAUAUAUAUAUAUAUAUAUAUAUAUAUUCCCAUAGUAUGUUUAUUUCUGCCUAUGGGUCAGCACUGCUUAACUACUUUAAACAACUUGUACACACAGAUUUGACGAAAUGUAUACAUAAUGUACAUACAGAUACAUACACUCACAAAUGUAUAUAAGGUCUCUUCACACCGCGUGCGAGUUUAUAUACAUGUGUGUGUUUAUGUAUAUGUAUAUAUUGUAUGUAUAUAUUUUAUAAAGUUUCCUAAAUUUGUGUCGCAUUUGACCAGCGUCGAUGGAUGCAGAUAUUUUUUGUGACGGAUUAAUCGUCCCUCCAUACAUAUCACGCAUCAUAUUCCAUAUUAUGUUUUGUGAGAAACGCAGGUCAAAAGUUCUUUCAUAAGUUCUGUGAAUGAGUAUAUGUGUGUUUAUUGUGUAUUAUGUCUGGAUUAUUUUUUUUUUUUUGUAAGAGGACACAUUUGUGCUGUCACUGUGACAUACUUAAGUGGAGAUCAUUUUAACUUUGGAUAUGUUCAAUCCCAAAUUCAUAGCUGUAUAAAAUCACUUUUAAUUUGGACAUUUUUGUUUUUACAUUGACUGAUCUGUUAUCUCCUGUCUUUUGUUCCAAAAUAAAUAGUUAAAUCUUA
This is a messenger RNA of Clarias gariepinus (North African catfish), 5883 nucleotides long. It is a transcript of the gene adar, whose product is annotated as adenosine deaminase RNA specific. Gene Ontology annotation, molecular function: tRNA-specific adenosine deaminase activity; double-stranded RNA adenosine deaminase activity; double-stranded RNA binding. The transcript is spliced from 15 exons. The coding region runs from base 464 to 4516 and encodes 1350 amino acids. Gene Ontology annotation, cellular component: nucleolus; cytoplasm. Gene Ontology annotation, biological process: adenosine to inosine editing; RNA processing. The record is from RefSeq and is a predicted model, not a curated record. NCBI's taxonomy places the organism in Eukaryota, Metazoa, Chordata, Actinopteri, Siluriformes, Clariidae.